UGGGGGUCCGUCGAGUAGUGUAAAUAAAACGUAUUAAAAAAAAAUAAGUACAAGAGAAACAAACGAAAGAGAAGUGUUAUAAAGAGUGUUUUUUAUUUGUAAAAUGGAAGCGAGUCAAAGUCAUCUGUACCCAAACAUCGAUAUAAGUGUAUGGACGAGAUCUUGUGUGCAGGAGAUCAAAACACCAAUAGAAGGAAAGGUCACGGGAAUCAUACCUCUGUGGCUGCGAGGGUCUUUGCUUCGUAAUGGUCCUGGGUCCACGUCUGUUGGUCCCACCAAGUUUAACCACUUGUUUGACUGCUCCGCGCUAUUGCACAGAUUCGCGAUCCAGGACGGGCGUGUGACUUAUCAGUGCCAGUUCCUGCGCUCCAACACUUGGAAGAAAAACCGCGUUGCUAACAGGAUCGUUGUCAAUGAGUUCGCUACGUCGGCUGUCCCGGACCCAUGCCACACCAUCUUUGACAGAAUGUCGUCUUUCUUUAACAUUGGAGAAACCAUGACUGACAACGCAGUAGUGUCAGUCUACCCUUUUGGAGACCAAGUCUACGCGUUAUCAGAAGUUCCGUUUAUGCUUAGAAUUGACAGUGAAACAUUGGAGACGUUGGAGCGAAAGAGUCUAAUAGAUAGUGUGGUCGUGAACCAUACAUCGCACCCUCAUGUCAUGCGGAAUGGUGACGUGUACAAUGUCGGCGUGUCUACCAGAAAGGGGAGGAUACGACAUGUCGUUGUCAAGUUUCCCUUUGUGGAAAAAGGCGACAUGUUUGAAGGGGCUCAAAUUGUCGGCAGCAUGGCUCCCCGCUGGUCACUGAAUCCAGCGUACAUGCAUUCUUUUGGGAUCACUGAGAAUUACUUUGUGAUAGUAGAGCAGCCACUGUCGAUAUCUUUGGGCAAGUUUGUCUGCAACCAGUUUACGAAUAACCCUAUAGUUUCCUGCCUCAAUUGGAAUCCUGAAUAUGAUACACACAUAACCUUAAUUAAUAGAAAAACUGGCAAAGAAGAGAAGCGAUACAUCACAGAGACGUUGUUCUUCGUCCACAUCAUCAACUGUUUCGAAGAGGAAGGCUAUCUUAAUGUGGAUCUUUGCGCGUAUAAAGACGCUAAGAUUAUCGACGGCAUGUACCUUGAAGCCUUGGAAAAUAUGCAAAGCAACCCAAACUACGCGGACUGGUUCCGCAGCCGUGCAAAGAGAAUACAGCUACCUCUAUUGUCUCCUAAUCUGACGAGAGUGGCUGCGCGGCAAAUUUCGGACGUCGGCUGCGAGAUGCCCAGGAUCAACUAUAGCUUGUGUAAUGGGAAGGCGUAUCGGUAUUUUUACGCUAUAAGUUCUGAUGUGGACUCCGAACGUCCCGGAUCGCUGAUCAAGGUUGACACGUGGAAUGGGCAGGUGACCAGCUGGGCGGAGGACCAUAGUUUCUGCAGCGAACCUGUAUUUGUACCAGCGCCUGAUGCUGAGGAUGAAGAUGCCGGUGUGUUGCUGAGUGCUAUCCUCUGGAACCACGAGGAUACCCGGGUGACAUUGAUAGUGUUAGAUGGUCAAACUAUGGUGGAGUUGGCCCGCGUGGACUUCCACACUCCAUCGCCCGUGCCCAAGGAUUUACAUGGAUGGUUUAUAUCGGAGAACGUUUAAAAUAACUGAUUCAUAUAAUAUACUUA
Molecule: messenger RNA, 1653 nt
Organism: Pectinophora gossypiella (pink bollworm)
Lineage: Eukaryota; Metazoa; Arthropoda; Insecta; Lepidoptera; Gelechiidae
Product: carotenoid isomerooxygenase-like
Exons: 13
Coding region: 104-1627 (507 amino acids)
Biological process (GO): retinal metabolic process; carotene catabolic process
Molecular function (GO): beta-carotene 15,15'-dioxygenase activity; carotenoid dioxygenase activity
Source: RefSeq, a predicted model, not a curated record